AUCUUGCUAUAACAUUUCCAAUUAAACAAUUUUUAGUGCAAUAUGGAACAAUUCAUAGAUUUUCUUCUCCAUUACGGCAUCAAGAUGAUUCUGGUGUUUUUAUUUAUCUUCCGACUGGUCAAACCUACGUUUCGUAUGAGAUAGCUUCUAAUAUUCGAUUUCAGCCACGUGCAAGUGAUCUUUGUGAGGUUUGUACUUCUUUUAAGGCUAAAUUAUUAGUCGCCAAACAGGAUAUUGAUGAAUAUAAUAAAGUCCAAGCCAAAUAUAACGAACAUACAGAGGCUGCAGAAUGUGAAAGACAACAUUACAAUAACAAUAUUGAAGAGA
Racocetra persica is the source of this 327-nucleotide messenger RNA. The record is from the annotation of a GenBank genome assembly. Lineage: Eukaryota; Fungi; Glomeromycota; Glomeromycetes; Diversisporales; Gigasporaceae.